This is a messenger RNA of Chara braunii, 5128 nucleotides long. NCBI's taxonomy places the organism in Eukaryota, Viridiplantae, Streptophyta, Charophyceae, Charales, Characeae. The record is from the annotation of a GenBank genome assembly.
AAUUACGUUCCAUCGGAUCCGACGAUUGCCAGAUGGCUGACGUACAUCUGGAUGUUCAAUUUUGAAUUGGAACGGAUUCCUGGUAGUAAGAACCGGGCGGACGGGCUGAGUCGGAUCAACUGGGAUAAGCAGGAAGGGAAGGCGGUGGAGAAUACGCCCCCAGUUGAUGGAUUUCUAAAUCAGGAAGAAGAUGUUCGUCUUCAUAUCAACAAAUGGUCGCCGCGAGUGCCCAGCUGUGUAGGCUAUCCUAUCUGGCAAGCGCCAAAGGGGUAUGAAAAGAGGAAUGAGAUAGUCCUUAAGCCCUUUGAGGAAGAAGAUCCCUGGGGCGGUAAGGAUGUUCAGUGGAUGAUAGAGCUAUCGCCGGCCAGCUCUUAUAGCCUGGUGGAGGACAUGAGAACGAUUGAGGAAGGACCUGGCCAGGUAGAAUGGCAUAAGGACCUGAUGGGAGGAAUAUAUCUCCUCGUCAACACGUUAUUGCAGGAAGGCCUCGACCAGUCAGGCUCGUUGAACUCGACAGGAAAUGUGGACGAAGUGCCCGAGAGCCAGGACGACGAGUUCGAGGAAGGAGAGAUUAAGGAGGCUUUUCGUGCAGAGGAGUACGACGGGAUCUACCUAGAACUGGGGCUUCUUCUGUCAUGUGGAAUGCGGCUAAGGGAUACAAGCGAUAGGGCUCAGAGGAUACUGCAGCGCUACUUAGUGCGAGACGGCCACCUUUUCGUGAGAAGAGAAGUAGGGAAUCCCAGGAGGGUCGUCUGCGGUACGAAUCGUCAGAUCGACGUCGUAGCAGCACUACACGAUGGCAUUGCAGCAGGGCAUCGAGGGGUACAAGCCACGUAUGCCAAGAUAAGUGAGUUGUACUACUGGGAUGGAAUGAUGGACAGGGUCGGGAAAUUCUGUCGAUCCUGCGUGCCCUACCAGGAGAGAUCCCGUUUAAGGCAGGGAGAGCCGCUGCAUCCAAGGUUAGAGCGAGAGAUGGGGGCCGUAGUGGAUCUCGAUCUGCUUUUUAUGCCACUUGGGGAUCAGGGCUAUAGCUAUAUCUUCGAUGCGCGCGAUAACCUGUCUGGGUUCGUAGACGGGCGUGCUAUUCGCACCAAGACCGGGUUACUCUUAGUGAGCUGCAUCGAGGAAUAUUACCUGCGUUACCCUUUCGUCAGGGAAUUCGUAAUGGACAGGGGAUCGGAGCUUACCUUUCCAGGAGGUACAAGAAUUGUUAUCAAGAUAGGAGCAAUAGAAGAAAGGAUCCAGGAGGCGUCUGACCAGGUGGCGAGAAGUCGUAUGGAUGAUAAGGGUCGAUGGGAUCAAUCUGCGCGGGUGAGGAAAGUACCCUUGGCAGUUGGAGAUGUCGUGCUUCUCUACGAUUCAUCACUGGAGAAGCAAUGGUUUAGGAAGCUCGAUAAGAGGUGGUCUGACUUUACGAAGACAGCCAUGCCAAGAGGAGGGAGGGGGACACGACCGCCUCGGAUGCCGUUGGGAGCAUCAGGAGGAUAUGAGCGACAUGGGCCUCGCCAUCGAGAAAGUACUCCAGUAUACGAUGAUGGGGACAUCGAGCUAUUCCUGGACAACUUUUGGGAUCAUGCGAGGCAUAUGGGCUGGACCGUGGCCCAAGCAAUYGAGGGACUGAGGGGAGUCGGCAGAUUCGAGGAGCCCGUCGCGCGGAAACGUAGAGAAGCGACGACGAGAUCAGAGGUGGAGUGGAGGAUGCAGGAACUGCGACCCUCGCCUGUGGGACCAGAUGGGAGGCUGAUCCGUCUAGAGAUCGGAAACAUGGCAGUCUUCAUCCCUGCUUUCGAGUGGUUCAUGCAGGGGCAGGGUAUACCGAGAGAUGAGUGGGCGAGGAYSCUACYACUCUGGACCAGGAAGGCGGAAAGGCCGCUGGCUAGCCAAAUCAGAGACAUGGCCCGGGACUGGGAAAGCUGCAGGGCACAUCUAAGAGAGGCCUUUCGACGGCCAGAGUCCCCCCACCCCAGAGUCGAGAGACGUCAGAGGAGUCAGAGGUCGAGGGACCCUGAGCCCAGGGAGGUGAGACCAUCACGGGAAGGACGGAAGGCCCUAGCCAGGAGAGAGGAGGAGCCGGAGCGGGAGCCAGAGGUUGAAGAGCGAGGGGCGUACCCUGAGUGUGGGUUGGGACCAGUGGAGUUCCAUCGUUUUAUUGAGGGUGGAUUGAGGAGGUCACCAACACACACACGGGAGGAGCCACCAGUGUCUGAAGGGCCGUCGAGAGAGUUAGAGACGCAUCUGGAUAUCUCUAAGUGGAGAGCGUCGCCUCAGGAUAAGAAGGAUGAAGAGCAAGUAGAAGGGGUGCCACGAGAGGAGGUACCACAAGAGGAGGUGUCACGAGAGGAGGUGCCACGUGAGGAGGUACCACGAGAGGAGGUGCCACGAGAGGAGGCGCAGUGUACUCAGCAAGAGAGCAGGCUAGGUGACAUGGGGAGACGUGCAGGGAAGAAAGUGAUAGAGGUUGGAGAGGACACACCCCCACAGGCGCCAGCAAUGGGUUUGAGACUCGGGGAUGCACCAGGGAGCGCUCGUCAGGCAGAGGAGAGAUUGCGGAGAGAGGAGGCCCCACUUCCUUCAUCAGAGAGGGCUCCAUCGCCAGAGGGGAGAGCCGACAGGAGGAGAGAAAGGGCAGCUGUAAGGAGGGAAGCCUUGACCCUGAUUGAUAGGCACCUAGCAGCUUAUGCCCUGGAGCAUCCAGACCUGGAGGAGCCAGCACCUGCUGAGCCGCACCGGGAGCCAUACCAACCCGAGAAGGAGAUGGAAGCAGAAAUCCCGAAUAGGGUCGACCUCUGCACGAGGGAAAGGGCGCCAGCUGGAGAGACGGCUGAAGAAAAGAGGGCGAGAAGAACUAGCCGGAUAGAUGAGAUAUGGCAGGAGAGGCAGAGGUUGGGGGCAGCGGGGGAGCUCCCGGAGCAGCAACAGGAGAGGCAGAGAUCGGAGGGAGCAGGAGCACUCCCAGGGAAGAAGAUGAAGGAAGCAAGCCAUGGAGUACGCCUGGAGGCUAUGGAGAUGGAAAUUCAGGAACUCAGGGYCUUGGUGGCUAGCCAGGCAGCUAUCAUCGAGAGCCUGAGGCAGCAAACCCAGGGAAGGGUGGACAGGCCAGAGAGCAGCAGGCAGGGAGAGCAGAGGCAGCCAGGACAGGGAUUGCCWGGACAGCCAYCUGYAGCAGAGCCUCGCCAGGAGCCACCUAUGGGGAGAGUUAUCCUGGAGCCAGAGGAGGCGAGAGCCCAGAGACAGGCAGAGAGAGAGGCGUUCGAGUUUAGAGCCCCUACUGAGCUCGCGACGCUGCCAGUGGCGGCGGCAGGCCCAGUCGUACCUUUGGCAGUARAGGAGGGGCUGCCACCAUCUAGCAGUGAGCCGGCUCAGGGCUCAGCAGAGGGAUCCAUGGGCGUGCUCCUUGAGGCGGUGCAUACUAUGCAAGAGGAGAUGUUGGAUGGGGGUCUUGGGACGCAGCCAGCACGAUACCGAGUUGUUUCACCCUGUGGUGUCUCGACCUCGGWGGUCYUUGUGGGCCUGGAGGCGACGUCAUGUACAAAGGGUGCAGAACAUGCAGAAGUGGGCAGCGGCGAGGGGUCAUCCAGACGGCAGUUGUCGUCAUCAGAUGGUCGCGGAGGGGAUGGUGAAGAAAUGGGACCUGGAACACGUGGGUGCGGUGGGAAGUCUGGGUCUAGGACUGGCCAUGGGGCUCCGAUGAUUACGGUACGCUGGACGGGUUCUGAGGUGGCAGGCACGCGGCGGCGUCGGCUAUGUCUCCCUGUCGUGGCAAUCCGUCAGGAUGRAGGUCGCGAAGAGCCCCCGCAGAAUUCCACUUUGAGGCGGCAAUUUGACGAGUUUGACCCCAAUCGAUCCGGUGGUAUUGGCGAGGAGGAACUGAGGAGAGCUGCGGAGAAGCUGAGACUCCCCGUCUCUCGGAAGGACGUGAAGGAGUAUGUGCAGAAGGCGGGCGGUCGUGUGACAUUUGAUCAGUUUGCGGAGUUCACGAGGGGAUUGGAGAACAGGCUGCAUGCCACAUUCAAGGAGCUGGACAAACGCCAGAGGGGUGUUUUCGACUGGGAUAAGAAGGUGCUCAAGCAUAAGUUGCUCGAUGGCCGAACUGUCAGAUUGACCAAGUUCAAGGCCAGUAGCAUUAUAGAUACCUAUGGCAGCUUAUGCGCAUCAGUGUUCUACAAUUACUAUAAGCAAAACCAAGAGGAGAGUAUGUUCUUCUACUUGAGGAGUGAUCAUCAGACCCUCAAGUGGAUCAAGACUCAAUCGGUUUUUUCUGAUGCACUCAAGCGAUGGAUUGAGGUCAUAGACCAGUAUGACUUCAAGCUUGAGUAUCUGAAGGGAGAGUAUAAUAAGGUUGCUGAUGCGCUAUCACGUAGAGCAGACUACCUAAGUGUGCUAGUUUUUGACUUUGGCGUAUCUGAUGAAAUAACUCAAUCGAUGAUGGGAGCCUAUCAGGAAGACCCUGACACGAUGGACAUCAUUCGCAAACUUCAGGCAAAAGACAAGGCCACGGAAAUCGAGUUUAUGAUGGUGGAUGGGCUCCUCUAUCUUGAUAAGGCCGGAAUAAAAAGAUUAGUAGUUCCAUCUAGUGAACCUUUGCGUAGUUUGUUCUUAAGAGAAUGCCAUGACGCAACGGGACACUUCGGCUACAAGAAGACGGGUGCUAACCUAGUACAGCGAUAUUGGUGGCCAAGAAUGUUAGAUGACGGAAAAAAGUACGUAGAGACCUGUCAGGUUUGUCAGCGGGACAAGCCGCGAACUCAAGCACCGCUUGGGUUGUUGAAGCCUUUGCCUAUUUCUGCUGAUCCAGGACAGAGUGUUUCCAUGGAUUUCAUGGACACCCUGGUGACUAGUAAGAGUGGCAAGAGGCAUAUAUUCGUCAUCAUCCAUCGAUUCACCAAGUACGCUAGACUAGUGGCUAUGCCAGAGACCGCAAGAACUGACUAUGUCAUCAAGUUGUUCAAAGACAACUGGGUGCGUGACUUUGGUUUACCAAAGUCAAUUGUUAGUGAUCGAGACGUCCGAUUCACAAGUGAGUUGUGGAAGAAGACUGCAGAAUAGAUGGGCAGUCAACUUCAGAUGACUUCAGGGAAUUAUCCCGAAGCCAACGGAGAAGCCGAGCAAAUAAACAGAGUUGUACAGC